AUGAUAAGCCCUCGAAAAAGCUGCCCCACAAAGAGCGAUGUCCGACAAGAAUGUCGCUUUUUCUGGGUUCUGUUCAACUCCGGCGAUAAAAUAGUGAAGCACAUACCGGAAAGUCUUCAAAACUCAUGUGCUUCGAUCGUUGCUGGUGAGGAUCUUGUCGAUCUGGAGUACGCAGACGAAAUCGUCCUUAUCUUUGAAGACGAAGGCGUAGCACAGGCCCCGGAGCCUAAACCUUUUUUCUUGCCUUCUCACGCAAACAGUGGCUUGCAGUCCGUGAAGAUGACCUCGAAGGGAGAAGGCCGUACUCCAAAACCACCGAAGCCUCCGGAGAAGCCACUGAUGCCCUACAUGCGUUACAGUCGUAAGGUGUGGGAGCAAGUCAAGAACUCUAAUCCACACCUGAAACUCUGGGAAGUGGGAAAAAUUAUUGGACAAAUGUGGCGCGAGUUGCCAGAUGAUGAAAAGAAUAUGUAUGUUGAGGAAUAUGACGCGGAGAAAACGCAAUAUACCGAGGCCUUGAGACAGUAUCACAGUUCUCCGGCAUAUCAGGCUUGGCUAUUGGCGAAGGAGCGAGCUGAGAAAUUAUCGGAGGAACAAGACCAGGAGCGCAAACAAUCCACUAUGCGUUCACGUGACAGAGUGAUGGAUCCCACUCAGACGGAUCUCAGAGAAUCUUAUAUCCUGGAGGACAACGAAGAAGACGCUGAAGAUCAGUACACAGCCAAACACGUCGCUGCAGCUCGUUUUCAGCGCAAUCAUCGCCUAAUGCAAGAGAUUUUGAGUGAUGCUCGCCUUCCGGACCCAGGACAGCUAAUAACACAGAGCCGUCUAAACACACUCAGAUCACAAGUUGAGCAACUAAAGAACCACAAGCGUAACCUCUGUCAAGAGAUUGAAGGUUGCGAACUGCGACACCGGGCCAAAUUGGAACGUAUUCAAGAAGAUUCGGACAAAUUUAUAGCUGACUACGAGAAACUAACGGCGUCGCGUCCCAUGAUCACCGAAUCGCAGUUUGCCGAUAUGAUUGUGAAAGCGAAAUCCGAUCUGCAGCGAGAAGAGGAGGAACGUCUUUCGCGUUAUCUGGCUGAGGUGGAGAUGAGGAGACGCAAACAACAACAGCGUCAACAGCGUGAGGCCGAGCUAGCUGCUGAGGCUGAGCGUCGUCGUCAACAGGCUCAUCAACAGCAGCAGCAGCAACAACAACAACAACAGGCUCAGCAGCAGCAGCAUCUCCAACAGCAGCAACAGCAACUUCAACAGUCGCAGCAGGCUCAAGCUAGGGUCCAGCAAGUCCAAGCUGCUGAGAUGACAGGAGCCAUGCAGCCACAGCUAACCGCAGACCGUCCCAUGAAUGUGCAACAGGAUGAGAAAAUCGAACCCCAUUUCGUUUCUCAACAUCAACCACAACCGCAGCCACCUACUCAGACGCCUAGCAUACAAGAAGUGAAGCCUAACCAGAUGAUGCAGGAGAUUCCAACACAGGCCACUGGUGUGGUGUAUGCUGCUGGGGCGCCAAACCGGUUUCCCAAUCAGCUAUCGGGUGUCAAUGGUGGUCAACGUUUUCCACACUCGAGCCAUACUCAGCACCAUUAUCCACCUCCACCGAGUUACCCACCGUCAAGUUUGCCGCCCCGUGGACCGCCUACAAUGGCCCAACAACAAAUGGUCGCAAAUCUUGCUGUUCCCAGGGCAGCUUCUCCAAUGCAACAAAAGAAACAUCUUUCAUCCGCAUCCUCCUCUUCAUCAGGUUCUUCGACUUCCUCCACAUCUUCUAAGCGCAAAAAAUCCGAUACCACGGUUCCGAAUAAAGAGAGGAAACUGGACAAUGGUGCUGGUGGGAAUGUUACCGGUGAACGUCGUGGACUACCUGAGGAAUCUUCAGAGCAUCCAAGAUUGAAUGAUAUGACCUGUGGGCCAGCUUCUGUUGGAGACUACUCCUCUAAUUCUGGAGUACAAGCUGUUAGUCGCCAGACUAUACCACAGUACGCACAGCCACCGCCACAACAGGCCGCUGCCCCACCAUCUAGCUCUGCAGCUGGUCAUCCUUCGAACGUUGUUGGUCAACCUCCGUUCGGCUACGAACAGCACAAUGUGCCUCCUAGCAGCGUGCCAAUGUCUGUUGCCUCAGGUUACUACCAUCAUCCCGUUGUUCAAUCUGCUGGCCACCCCGGAGGAGGUUUCCCACCUCAUGCUCCACGCCCACAAUUCGGACAUGGUGGGUACGUUCCAGGACAGUAUUCACCGGGUUCUCAUCAGCCGACACCUGAGCAUGCUCCUCCUCCAAUGUACGUGCAACAUGUGCCUCAGCAACAGCCUUCAGCACAUAUGAGUCACCAGGGAGCUCCUUUGGUUGGUUCUCCUCCGCACACUGCUGCUCGUCCACCGCACGGUCAUCCAGGUGCUGCAGUUAGUUGGCAUCAAGGGUAUCCCCCACAGUACGGCCCACCUAGGUAUCCGGGACCUGGCGGACCUGUUGGCUACCCGGGACAUCCAGGUCGUCAUAUUCCGACGACUGGUGCCUAUGUACUACCGCCCCAUCCAGGUAUGCAUCAUCCGGCACAACACCACCAGCCAGCGCCUAACGCACCACCGCAGCCAGGAGCAGUACCAGGUCCGGAAACCGGUCCAAUGGGGCAACAACAGCAACAACAACAAAUCCCAGCGCCACCACCGUAUCAGCAACAAGCAAAUGUACCUCCUGGUUACUGGGGUUCCCCACAUCAAGUCGCUCCUCCGGAGUAUGGUGUACCUCCUGGUCACCCAAUGCAUCCCUACAUGUCCGCACCACAUUCGGAGGGUUCAGGAAUGGCCCAUCCUCCGUCUUCAAUGGAGAGCAUACCACCAGGAUCAUCAGUUCCGACUAUGAUGCAUCCUGAGGCUUCUCCAGGUCAUAUGCCUGUCCAACAGUCUCACCACUCAACUGUGUAUUAUCCAGGCUAUCCACAUCCAUCAAUGCCAGCUGGAGCACCUUACGGACCGUCAGGCAACAUGCCUCCCGGUGGUUUCUACGCUGCACCACCACAACACCAAGGAGGUCAGUACCAACCAACCCUGCCACCACAGCCGCACGGUACACAGGUCCAGUGGGGGCCGUAUCCACCUCACAUGGGUCAGCAACAACAACAACCAUCAUCCCAUCCACACAGUUAUCAACAAAGCCAACCGCAUGGACAUCCGCAUCCACAACCUCCUCCUACGAGUGCUACACCAGGAGCAAGGGCAAAUACACCUCUGCCUAAUCCCGAUUCUGGACCAACUUCCGCUGAUGGAGGCGUUUCCAUGCCCAUCAGUAGUACAGUCUCUAGUCCCGUAGCUUCGAUUGGCAACCAAGGUCCCCCACCUACGUAACUUUCCAUACCUUAUAUGUGUAACUGUCUGUCGUCUCCCCUUCUUCGUCGUCUUACCCUUCCCGGUUUCCUAUGCUUCCUAAUUAAUACCCAAUUCUGUAGCCAUAAUUCGAACUUUUUCCGCUUCCCUUGUCAUGUUCGCUUCAAUUUCCUCGUUUUUGUUCUGCAUAUUGUGUCCUC
Molecule: messenger RNA, 3527 nt
Organism: Opisthorchis viverrini
Lineage: Eukaryota; Metazoa; Platyhelminthes; Trematoda; Opisthorchiida; Opisthorchiidae
Exons: 7
Coding region: 1-3348 (1115 amino acids)
Biological process (GO): negative regulation of DNA-templated transcription
Cellular component (GO): SWI/SNF complex
Molecular function (GO): nuclear receptor binding; nucleosomal DNA binding
Source: RefSeq, a predicted model, not a curated record